Molecule: messenger RNA, 543 nt
Organism: Aspergillus steynii IBT 23096
Lineage: Eukaryota; Fungi; Ascomycota; Eurotiomycetes; Eurotiales; Aspergillaceae
Product: U6 snRNA-associated Sm-like protein LSm1
Exons: 4
Coding region: 1-543 (180 amino acids)
Biological process (GO): deadenylation-dependent decapping of nuclear-transcribed mRNA
Cellular component (GO): P-body; Lsm1-7-Pat1 complex
Molecular function (GO): RNA cap binding
Source: RefSeq, a predicted model, not a curated record
AUGGAGCGCCUUUCGAUCAAUGACCCUCCAGCUGGUCCUCAGCAUGGCAACGCGCCCCCGGGGUUCCCCCCGCAGCAGCAGCAACAGCAGCAAAAUAACACGCUGGGACCGAUGUCGCAUGGUCCGCCGCAAUUACCCCCGCAAAUGUUCACCACUGCUGCUCAGCUGUUGGAUUUGACGGAUAAGAAACUCGUCCUAGUUCUGCGCGAUGGAAGAAAGUUGAUUGGAGUGUUGAGAAGCUGGGACCAAUUCGCGAACCUUGUUCUUCAGGAUACCAUCGAACGAAUGUAUGCGGGCAACCUCUAUGCCGACAUCCCGCGGGGUAUUUUCCUGGUCCGAGGAGAGAAUGUGUUGCUUCUGGGUGAAAUCGACCUUGACAAGGAAGACGAAAUGCCAACGACGGUUCAAAGAGCCCCCUUCCAGGAAGUGUUCGAGUUGAAGAAGCAAGAGGACGCGCAGCGGAAAACGGGCGACAAGAAGCGCCAGGGUAAACUCCAGUGUCUUGGAUUCGAGCCCGAACACAGCGGAGAGAUUCUGUUUUAA